Molecule: messenger RNA, 2509 nt
Organism: Enhydra lutris kenyoni (northern sea otter)
Lineage: Eukaryota; Metazoa; Chordata; Mammalia; Carnivora; Mustelidae
Product: G-patch domain and ankyrin repeats 1
Exons: 3
Coding region: 1281-2336 (351 amino acids)
Molecular function (GO): protein binding; nucleic acid binding
Source: RefSeq, a predicted model, not a curated record
GGGGCGGGGAAAGGAACGAGGCUGGCGGGCCGGUUUCCUGUACGUACCCUCACGCAGCGAGGGUCGGCUUUAGGCGCUCGCCUGAAGCCCAGGGUACUGACCUCAUCCCCGGCCAACCCACCGUGUCCUCAUUGCCUGUCGAGCCUCUCGCCCAAGUCAGGCCCGCCACUGAAGGCCCCGUCGGGGCCCCAGUUUUACCCCGGGGUCUGGUCUCCUCAGGCGGGAGGGCUUGAAUUGGGGUUUCCUCUGCUGCGGCCACUAAGUGUGACCUUCGAACCCUGGUCAGAAUAAUGGUGAGGGGCAGCGUGACGUUAUUUCAUUUCACGGCUUCGGGGGCAUUCCACAGGUUUCGUUCCGCCUCCUCAGAGCCUUCUUAACUCACAGAGUGGUUUCGCAGCUCCAAAAAAUGAGCCCGGAGCGGGGGCCACGUUCGGGGAGGCGAAGGGCAUUGUGGGGGCGUUAUGUUAAAGUAGGACCCCAACCGCCGGAGCCUCUGUCCUCGCGCUACCUGGGCACGUGGCAUUUUGAGCGGAUGCUAUUGGAAGGGUCCCGGGUGGGGAAGCUGAACCUAGCUUUGCAAACCUAGCGCUUUGCACAUGUCUGAGCCCUCAAGUUAUGUUUUUUUUUGUGUGUGUGUAUGUGUUUUUUCCUAGUCACACGUGCGUGUUCGGGUCAUGGCUAUUUGAUCGUCAGCUCCUUUGCUUAGAGUGGCGCCGUUUCGCCCUACGGAGACUACGAAGUCACAGAGACUGGAGCUUCUCCCCCUGCUCUCUCUCUUAUUUCUGUGUUAAAGCCUGUUUUUAUUUGGGAAGAUGAGACUCGGACAUAGGAUCAAGGAAGAUUUAAAGGGCUAGGCUGAUUGUUUUCUUUUUUCCUUUUCUUUCUUUCUUUCUUUCUUUCUUUUUUGGCUGAUUGUUUUCUUAAUAGUACAUCUUAUCUGGUGGUCAAGUUUCAGAGAGAAGCUGUUUUUAUUAUUGGUGAGGACGGGGAUGGGGGCAGAAUGCAACCUCUGGGCAACCUCAUUGAAUCUUCUUUGUUAAAAUAACCUUUACUAAACCGUAUGGGCUGUUAUUAUAGGGUUCCCUGUUUCUCCACAUGACCUAUGGUCCUAGGUUGUGAGGUCACUUAGGGAGUGAGAGGGUUUUUUUACUUUAAGGCUAUUUCUCAUCCCAGCAGGUCUCUGGGGGGUGGCUCUGGUCAGUGCAGAGCCACCAAGGGAUUGGCUUGCUUGUCUCAUACUCCCUUUAUCUAGUCUCAUCUUCUCAGUUCUCCCAAAAGCCAUGUCCAGGCCCUCCCUCAUCAGCUUCACUCCAGCCACCAACCCCAGUGACCUCUGGAAAGACGGGCAGCAGCAGUCACAGCCUGAAGAGCUGGAGCCCACCUUGGAUGGGACUGCAGCCAGGGCUUUUUAUGAGGCCCUGAUUGCAGAUGAGAGCAGUGUCCCUGAAUCUCAGGUAUCUCAGCCUGAACCUACCAGUAAGAGAAAGAGGAAGAAGAGAAGAAUGAUGAGGGAAGCUGCUGCAGGAGCCUCAGGAGGACAUGGACAAAGGAGAUCCCUUGAGGCAGAGGACAAGAUGACCCAGUGGAUACUGAGGGCAGCUCAGGAGGGAGACCUGGCAGAACUAAGAAGGCUGUUGGAUCCCCGUGAGGAAGGGGGAGCCGGGGGCAAUAUCAAUGCUCGGGAUGCCUUCUGGUGGACCCCCCUGAUGUGUGCUGCUCGAGCAGGCCAGGGGGCUGCUGUGCGUUAUCUCCUGGGCCGUGGAGCUGCCUGGGUUGGCGUCUGUGAGCUGGGUGGCAAGGAUGCUGCUCAGCUGGCCGAAGAAGCAGGUUUCCCUGAGGUGGCGCACAUGGUCAGAGAGAGCCAUGGAGAGACGAGGAGUACAGAGAACGGGUCCCAGUCCCCCUCCCUCCGGUACUGUGAGACCUGUGAUGCCCACUUUCAAGACUCUAACCAUUACACAUCCACUGCUCACCUGCUGUCACUGCCCCGUGAUCUCAGGUCCCCCAACCUGCCCAUUGGGGUUUCUGCCUCCAGCCCAGGCUUCAAGUUGCUGCUGAGGGGUGGCUGGGAGCCUGGAAUGGGGCUGGGACCCCGGGGUGAGGGCCGCACCAACCCCAUCCCAACUGUCCUCAAGAGGGACCAGGAAGGAUUAGGCUACAGAUCAGUGCCCCAACCCCGAGUCACACACUUCCUGGCUCGAGAUACUCGGGCCGUGGCUGGGAGGGAGAGAGCCCCUCGGGUGACCACACUGACCCGGAGGGAGAAGAGAAGGCAGGAGGAGAAGGACAGGGCCUGGGAGCGGGAUCUGAGGACAUAUAUGAACCUUGAGUUCUGACCUUGGUAAGUAAGGUCUGAUCCUGGUCUGUUGCUAAAGUCUGAACCUGGACCUAGGUACUUUAGCUUUUAUUUCCUGAGGUCUCCAGGUCCCAGAUCCUCAGAUUUUAGUCGAUGGGCUCUGCCUUUGGAAGAGAGGAGCCGAGAGCUGAAAAUAAAUCAAACUUCUUCCUC